Messenger RNA from Melitaea cinxia (Glanville fritillary), 808 nucleotides. RefSeq names its product succinate dehydrogenase cytochrome b560 subunit, mitochondrial-like. The coding region runs from base 163 to 705 and encodes 180 amino acids. NCBI's taxonomy places the organism in Eukaryota, Metazoa, Arthropoda, Insecta, Lepidoptera, Nymphalidae. The record is from RefSeq and is a predicted model, not a curated record. Gene Ontology annotation, biological process: tricarboxylic acid cycle; mitochondrial electron transport, succinate to ubiquinone. Gene Ontology annotation, molecular function: succinate dehydrogenase activity; electron transfer activity. The transcript has 3 exons. Gene Ontology annotation, cellular component: membrane.
GAACAUUUGACAUUAUUAGCAUUUGUUGACAAGACAGUUGACAACUUGACACAUCUUUUUAACAAUCUUGUGGUGCAGAAUAGUUCCAAAAAUUAAAUAUUUAUAUUAAUUGGAACGAUAACAAAAAUAUUAGCUUCAUUUCCUUAUCCUUCUCAAACUAAAAUGGCUUUAUUUUGCUGCAGCAGGUUAGCAAAUGGUUCAAUGUUAGGAAAUUUAGCGAAAUUUCGCAGUUCAUUGGGUACAGUGUCAUACGCCCAAGCUGCAUCUGUUCCUAAGAUAACGUUUAAGAAAUUCGAACCGCCGCAGGUAGAACAUAUUGAUAUUCGAAAUGAACGACUCAAGAGACCUUUAUCUCCUCAUCUUACUAUCUAUAAGUUUCAACUGACAAGCGUGUUGUCCAUCACUCACAGAACUGCUGGAAUUAUUCUUAGUGGCUAUGCAACAGCCCUGGGUAUCGGAGCACUUGUACUGCCCAAUGACGUGUCUCAUUACAUUUCAAUGAUUGAAAGUAUGAACUUGUCACCGGUCACCAUAUUUUUAGCAAAAGUAGCCAUUGCUGCUCCAUUUGGCUAUCAUUUUGCCAAUGGAAUCAGACAUUUAUACUGGGAUACGGCUAAAGGUCUAACAAUCAAGGAAGUAUAUUAUACGGGAUAUGCAAUGCUUGCAGCAACAGCGGCCAUCACUCUAUUCAUCGCUGCCUUAUAAAUAUAAAAUAAAUGAAAUAGAAAAACAUAGAAGUUGUUGAAUUUUUCGGUAUUAUUUAUUUGUUCUCAUUUUAAGCUAUGAAAUAAAUUCUAAACAAUUAAUU